UCAAGCAUCUUGCGCAAUCAUCUCCAGCUCUGCGAAGCCUAGGAACAUUAGCCACCGUUCUGUAGCCAGCAAGCAAAGCCACCGAACCAGCAGAAGUUCGGAAACCAAUCGACGUUUAGACGACAUCCUUUUCGGUCUCAAGUGUCCUAUUUCAAAAUGCACGCCGCCGGUCUGUCCGCUCUGUUCUUCGCUGCUGUAGCUCUCGCCAGCCCAGCCCCACUGAGCGCGCAUUAUUGCAACACCUUCGGAUGCCAGUUCAAUGAAGAUUCUCAGGCACAGGCGCGAUGCGUCGCAUUCUGUGAAGCUCUCCCCGGCUCAACCAAGAGAAGUCCCGAGCCGCUCUCAAAGGACUUCUGCGAGCGCCCUGGCAUUUGUUACUUCCCAGAGGACCCGGCCGCUCAAGCUCAGUGCAUUGCCCAAUGUGAGGCCAUUCCCGGUUGGCUGAAGCGCAGCCCCGAGCCACUGAGCGAGAGUUUCUGCAACUCUCCUGGAGUCUGCUACUUCCCAGGAGAUGCCGCUGCUCAAGCUCAGUGUAUUGCUCAAUGUGAGGCCAUUCCCGGUUGGCUGAAGCGCAGCCCCGAGCCCCUGAGCGAGAGUUUUUGCAACUCUCCUGGAGUCUGUUACUUCCCAGGAGAUGCCGCUGCUCAAGCUCAGUGUAUUGCUCAAUGUGAGGCCAUUCCCGGUUGGCUAAAGCGCAGCCCCGAGCCACUGAGCGAGAGUUUUUGCAACUCUCCUGGAGUCUGCUACUUCCCAGGGGAUGCCGCUGCUCAAGCACAAUGUAUUCAACAGUGCAUUGCAAUUCCGGGCUGGUUAAAGCGCAGCCCAACACCCCUUAGCGAGGAAUUUUGCACCACUAUUGGUUGCCAGUUUCCAGGUAACCCUGCGGCUGAGGCCGAGUGCGUUGCUCAGUGCGAGGCUAUUCCAGGAUGGACCAAGGCAUAAAUGCUUAUAGGCUCAUAUCGUGCCAGAACAUGAUUGUUGGAUUAGAGGGCAUGAGAGUCACAUUUCAGCUAUGGGUCGGCGUCAUGUUACUUGGAAACUUUGGCUUGGCUGUGGUUGGGUGGGUUGCUUUCCGGAGUUAUGCUUGGAUGGAGAAUGGCGCAGAUAGAGGUUUCCUAGCAGAUUGUUA
Molecule: messenger RNA, 1129 nt
Organism: Truncatella angustata
Lineage: Eukaryota; Fungi; Ascomycota; Sordariomycetes; Amphisphaeriales; Sporocadaceae
Exons: 7
Coding region: 157-942 (261 amino acids)
Source: RefSeq, a predicted model, not a curated record